Penicillium malachiteum is the source of this 351-nucleotide messenger RNA. RefSeq lists its product as uncharacterized. The transcript has a single exon. The record is from RefSeq and is a predicted model, not a curated record. The coding region runs from base 1 to 351 and encodes 116 amino acids. NCBI's taxonomy places the organism in Eukaryota, Fungi, Ascomycota, Eurotiomycetes, Eurotiales, Aspergillaceae.
AUGGAGAAGAGCUUCCCUGAUAAGUUGGCAGGCCUCACUCUGACGGUACUUGAGUGGAUCCUCAGUAUCGGCCUUUGUCUACUCGUGUUUGGCGCCAUACUAGCCGCCUUAGUUUACGUUAUAAUUGGGAUCUAUGAAUGUUAUGAGGAGCGUCGGGCAAUCAAAGCCAUCAAGGCUAUGGAAGCGAACGAUACGGAAAGUGCUGAAAUAGGUGAUACCGAGUCUACUAUGUAUGAACGGACUAUCACCACAACCCCUGAAGACAGUCUUUCGGAUAGGAAUCAGAAUGCGCGCAAUCAGGAUUACCCACCCGAUUAUGUUGAGCUACAGGAUCUUGAGGCUCAGAUUUAG